Molecule: messenger RNA, 1284 nt
Organism: Suillus plorans
Lineage: Eukaryota; Fungi; Basidiomycota; Agaricomycetes; Boletales; Suillaceae
Exons: 1
Coding region: 61-1260 (399 amino acids)
Source: RefSeq, a predicted model, not a curated record
UAAAGUGAUUCAUUUAAGAGUCCAGGAUGAGCGAGGCUUGUUGCAUUUUUUCACCCAACAAUGAUUCGUACUAACAGCAUUUUAUUGAAUUCACCAACGCAGUCACCAAGACUUUCCCCUACCGCAACCUAUUCCAUCUCUUCCAGUAGUUGCUCAUCCUCUGACUUGAACCUACAAAUGCAACGUCGUAUCAGAUUCGCACCUUUACCCAAUGAACAGAUCACAACAACUCCUCCAGCAGCAGUCGAUUCAAAACCAAAACCAAAACCAAAAUCUUCCUUCUUCCGUAGCAUUUUCAAACGUUCCCCUCCACCAGAAGACGUAACAAUCCUUCGUCGCUCCCGCUCUCCACAACCCCAUGACUUCGGUUCUCCUCUCACCCGUGCCAAUUCAACUCCAAUUCGUCAACCAAAACGUUCAUCAUCAUCAUCAUCAGAUUCAAAACCACGCUCUUCAGCAAACUCACUCGGUUCAGGCGGCGGCCGUCAUGCAAUGCCAAUGCCUUCAACUCGUUUCACUACCCCAUCUCUACCCACAAAAUCUGCCAGGCGUAUGCUUAAUGGUCGCGUCUACGGAUCAAAACGUCAGCCUCCAGCGAACCCUUUUGCAAAUGUACGUGACGAGCCAGAAUUCGUAGAAUGGGGUUAUGGCGGCAUGGGAAGCGUGACCGGCAGUAGCGACUCAAAAUAUUCCGUUCUCGCAAAAGGCGCGCCAGCUCUACUUUCCCAUACUCAAGCACGAGUUACCAAAACACCGGUGGAAAGGAACGAUGGCGUGGGUGUACCAGCUCCAGAUGAUGAGGAUGAUGGGAGUGGCAUGGGUUGGGUAAAGAAAAGGAAACUCGAAAGAGAACGUCUUGCCAGGGAGAAACAGGCGGCGGAGCUCAUUUCUGCCCUCGAUACAGAUUCAAGGCGAACAAGCACAGAUAGAUCUUCCACCAUGGACAGCACAAGUACUCGUCUCUCCACUCUCGCUGCUUCUUCAGCUCCUACAACUCCUCUUAGCACCACCGAUACUCUCCCACCCCAAGAUUAUAUCUUGCAGGCUGUGAGAUUGAGUCCUCACCUCAAACACACCUCCCCCGUGGUCAACACAUCACUCUCCUUCACACACCCUCCCAUGAAUCGCCCAAGCACAGCCAGCGAGAGUACCAAAUAUCAUCGCCAGGCUCUAAGAGAGGACGACUCGGACGAGAGCGAGGUCGACCGCGCAGAGGUACGUCUCCUACCUUUCCCUUGUUCUACCCAUCUCACCUUCUAAUAGGAUCGUCGAAAGACGUCUCUG